Peniophora sp. CBMAI 1063 is the source of this 984-nucleotide messenger RNA. The record is from the annotation of a GenBank genome assembly. Lineage: Eukaryota; Fungi; Basidiomycota; Agaricomycetes; Russulales; Peniophoraceae.
AUGGCUCCGCCAGUCGCCCACACCUUCGUCAAGCGCGAAGUAUCCCCCUCUCCCAUGCAUUCGCCCACCUUCGCCACGCGCGUCAACCACGAACCCGCGAUCGACGCGCAGGCCGCAGACGCCGCCGCGCGCGCCGAUCCGCCUCAGCGCGCUCAAGUUAGUUCGACAUCCGACGCGCCUCGCCGCACCUCCGCCGUGCGACCUAUACCGCUCGUGUUGGACCGCGAGUCGCAAGAGCCGCCCCCCCUUGACCCUGAUCACGCCGCCCUCCACCGGCUCGUAGGCCUGCAUCCUCACGAGUCUAUGGUCGAAGCGCAGGUUGUCGCCGAAGACGGCGUGUCCUUGCGCCACCCCACCGACAACAGAUACAUCCCAUACGACCAGGUACCCCGCGACGUCCUCGAACGCUUCUUCUCGCCCAACCCUGUCCCUAAGAUGCAGGAAGACACGCCGGACGAGUGUCGCUUGUAUCCCACUGUCGGGGAGGUCAAGCCGGACGACACGAAUUAUUUGGUGAACCCCGUCGUGCUCACGGGCGCUGAUCGCUGCACCCACUGCCGCGAGAACUACGAGGAUUACGACUGCAUUCGGUCGACAUGCAACCGCUCCCGCCGCGCACCCGUCCCUCCGUGUGAUUACUGCCUGAUCCUCAACAUUCCAUGCGAUGUUAAGGAAGGCAAGCUUCGGCACAAGCGCCAUCCCGCCAAGCCCUACGACAGACCGGCACGCCAAACUGGCGGCUCAGUUCAGCGCCGCGCCCCCUCACUCCCUCCCGUUGCCGGUCCGUCGAACCACCCGGACGCGCUCAUCAUCACGCCUCCGCCGCCUGACAACAAGUCCGCGCCGGCCCCCGGACUUCAGCAGGGCACCAACGUCGGUCAAGUUCGCGGCAUCGGCCACGCAGACUCGCACGCAGAGUCGCUAUUGGCCCGUAUCGACGCGCUCGAGCGCCGCAUCGCACAGCUCGAAAGCCGCGCGCCUUGA